Molecule: messenger RNA, 1762 nt
Organism: Pseudogymnoascus verrucosus
Lineage: Eukaryota; Fungi; Ascomycota; Leotiomycetes; Thelebolales; Thelebolaceae
Exons: 3
Coding region: 248-1762 (504 amino acids)
Source: RefSeq, a predicted model, not a curated record
CACGAUUUUGCCUGUGAAAGCGACCAUAAAAGCACUUGUUUGCUCGCAUUUCUCAUUGACGUUUGUUUGUUCCAGUAAUUUCUACAUUGACGCAUAUAGAACCGCUGUCUCGGGCCGCUAUCACACACAAUACCAUUCCAGUCACCGAGAUAGCCUCGGCUUGAUACCACGGACCGAAUAUCACAACCUCCCCCCGAACUUCAUACUUCACAUCUACAACAAACCAACAACACAACAAACCGCCAAAAUGGCCGACUCCAUGUGCGGCCCCUCCAACGCCCUCCAAAACUUCCAAAAACAAAGCCAAGGCGACCGAACCCUCCAACAAGACCGCCUCUCCGCCCGAACGCCACAAUCACAAGGCUUCCGCAGCGCCGGUCCCAGCGCCCGCACUCUCGACCCCGAAUUCGAAGCCUUCCAAGCCGGCCAGCUCCCCCUCCAACACCCCGAAGCCGGCUUCCACCCCGGCUUCCAGCACGCGCACACCCCCCAGCCGGGGCAGCACAUGAAUGCCGGCCCUGGCGCAUCAUGGGCGAACGAUUUCCAGCGCCUGGCCAUCGCGUCCCCAGGGAUGCAGCAGCAGGGUCUCCCACAGGCCCAGCACGCGGGGGGAUGGCACCAGGAAUUCGCACAGAUGAAUAAUACCCAAGCCGGAAUGCCACAACAACAGCAACACUCCUACAACGCCCCUCUCGAGCGCCUCUCCUCCCUCGCCACAACCCCCUUCGGCAUGGGCGGACAGCCCAUGUACCAAACCCCCAUGUACCAACCCGCUCAGCAAAUGCACCCCGAGCAACCCCAACAACUCAACUCCGAGAUCGGCACCUUCGACGAAGCUGCCUUCGCUGCCGCCUUCGACCAAGCCGCACAAUCAGAGCUGCAAUCCGAACAAGCCUCCCUCUCUCACGCCCUCCAAGAAGGCCACCUCACAGCCGCCCCAAUCGGCGCAGACGCAAUUCACCACCCCGACGCGCCCUCCCAACAACACCUCACACCCGCCCAAGAAAGCGAUGAUCUCGCCCGCACAGCCGGCGCGCUCCUGACGAGCGUGCAGGGCGACCAGAGCGAUAAAUUCGCCAACAGCCAGUUUCUGCAACUCAUGCGGCAGCUGCGGGAUAAAGAGGUCGUAGUAGAAGGAGACACCAUCAUGCCCGCAUCCGAGGCGGGAAUGGGCGGGCCGGCCGGGGGAGCAGAUAACUCUUCGCAGGGAGGACCGCCGUGGCUGGGUCCCGAUGGGCGCGGGAUGGCGUAUCGGAGCGCGAGCAGGCGCGUGCAUUACCGCGGGGAUGAGCCCCUUCUGGGUGGGGAUUCAUCGGAUCCGCUGCGGAGGGAUAUAGAGGCGAACCUGAUAAGGAUGGGUGAGGAGAUUAGGAGGGGGAUGGAGGAGACGGGAGAGGUGCCGAUUCAGUAUAAACGCGCGAAUGGCUGGGUUUUGGAAUCGUCUGCGUUUCUCGAUUCCACAGCUGACCACCAGACGCCGGUAGUCCCCCGCGCCAUGGUAGGGGGGGGGAGGGGUAUAUCAGGCUUGAGAACCGAAGAGGACCGUGUGCGCGCGCCGAGGGAGGAGAUGCAGAGGUUGGGGCCGGAGGAGGUGGAGAGGGCGACUAGGAUUGCGGAGGAGGAGGGGGUGAGGGGGGUGAGGGAACGGUUGAAGGCUCUGGAGGAGAGGCGGAGGUAUGAGGAGGGGAUUAUGAGGCAGCUUGCUGAGGAGGAGGUUAGGGAGGAGCUGGCGAGGGAGGGGAGGAGUUGGGGUCCUUCAUAG